Messenger RNA from Ctenopharyngodon idella (grass carp), 3013 nucleotides. RefSeq names its product gap junction protein beta 9b (gene gjb9b). The record is from RefSeq and is a predicted model, not a curated record. Lineage: Eukaryota; Metazoa; Chordata; Actinopteri; Cypriniformes; Xenocyprididae. The transcript has 2 exons. Gene Ontology annotation, cellular component: connexin complex. Gene Ontology annotation, biological process: cell communication. Bases 290 to 1063 code for a protein of 257 amino acids.
AAACUUUAUUAAAUGCCCCUGGUGUUUAACAAAAUUACAAUAGCAAAUCCUUCAGUGUAGAGUGAAAUUGGCACAAUGAUGUUUUAUUGGGUUUCAUCUGAAGUGAACUCAGGUGAGUGUACAGCCAGUCAUGGGUAUUACUGGGCACAGCCAAAAUCAAGUCUGUCUAGAUUGUCAACAGAACUUUUACUUUUGAUUCCAGUGUACAAACACCGCAUACAGUAACUCCUGACCACUAAAAGGACUAAUAUCCUGGUAUGAGUAACUCCUGCUAUUUGUGGUGGCAGACAUGAAUUGGAUGUCUCUACAAGUCCUGCUCGGCGGGGUCAGCCAAUACUCCACUGCGUUUGGCCGUGUCUGGCUAUCUGUGGUGUUCGUCUUCCGAGUCCUGGUGUUUGUGGUGGCUAUUCAACAGGUGUGGAAUGAUGAACAGAAAGACUUCAUCUGCAACACCGCCCAGCCGGGCUGUGCUAACGUCUGCUACAACAAAUUUUUCCCCAUCUCCCAUGUCCGUCUAUGGGCUCUGCAGAUCAUUUUUGUCACUUGCCCAUCUCUCAUGGUGGUGGCUCACGUCAAGUAUCGUGAAAUGAAGGAUGAGAAGUACAUCACUCUCCACAAGGGUGAUCAUCUGUAUGUCAACCCAGGGAAGAAGCGUGGAGGCCUGUGGUACACCUACAUACUCAGCCUGAUGUUCAAAGCUGGCUUCGAUGCAGGAUUCCUCUAUAUUUUGUACUUCCUUUAUCAUUUCGACAUGCCAAAUGUUACCAAAUGCACAGAAGAACCUUGUCCAAAUACAGUUGACUGCUACAUCUCCCGUCCUACAGAGAAGAAAAUCUUCACCCUCUUUAUGGUGGUCUCCUCUUCUGUGUGCAUCUUCAUGUGUAUCUGUGAGAUAUUCUACCUGAUUAACAACAAAGUUCGCAAAUUCCUGCGCAAACGGAGAGACCGGAUUACAGACUCCAACUACAGACGGGUGGAUCCAACAGCCUCAUCAACCCAGAACCUCAGCAACUUGGAAAAAGCAAAGGCCGCAGCAGAGGAAAAGGAGUCAGAGCCAACCUAAUUGUGGUCUGAUUCUGAAAAAAACAAGCAUGAUAAACAGUAUAAGACACGUUGGACCUUGGCCAAUAUUGCAGAUAAUCCAAUCACACCAAUACACCAAAGGAAUAUUGCAUUUAAAAUAGUUUAAGGACUUUUUCCUGUAACAAUGACUUAUCUAUGACUAAUUCCGAGUGUCCUUUUUGUAUGUAAUGAUUUAGAUAGAUAUUCUUGAGUCUCAUUCACUAGAGGAGCACACUGCCCCCUAGUAUACAGAAAAUAUAUCCCCUUUGCAUCUUCAUGUGUAUCUGUGAGAUAUUCUACUUGAUUAACAACAAAGUUCGCAAAUUCCUCCGCAAACGGAGAGACCGGAUUACAGACUCCAACUACAGAUGGGUGGAUCCAACAGCCUCAUCCACCCAGAACCUCAGCAACUUGGAAAAAGCAAAAGCCGCAGCAGAGGAAAAGGAGUCAGAGCCAACCUAAUUGUGGUCUGAUUCUGAAAAAAAAAACAAGCAUGAUAAACAGUAUAAGACACGCUGGACCUUGGCCAAUAUUGCAGAUAAUCCAAUCACACCAAUACACCGAAGGAAUAUUGCAUUUAAAAUAGUUUAAGGACUUUUUCCUGUAACAAUGACUUAUCUAUGACUAAUUCCGAGUGUCCUUUUUGUAUGUAAUGAUUUAGAUAGAUAUUCUUGAGUCUCAUUCACUAGAGGAGCACACUGCCCCCUAGUGUACAGAAAUAUAACCCCUUUAGAGAAGAACAUGGUGGGAGUUGACCACAAGCAUCCUGUCCCUGGCCUAAUACAGUAAAUUUAAGUCUGAGAUCGUCUACAAAACACUGGCAUUACAGCACACUUAAACUUAGACACCCUUAAAAGCCAGGCACAUUGGGAAAUCUAUACUUUAUAGGCUACACAUGAGUACCUUCAUGAUUUGCUCAGAAACAUACUUAAUUUAGCCUACAUUCUCUGUGUUUAAAUAAUGUUAAAAGAAAUCAUACUUUCAAAUAUCCCAAUUCAACUACACUCUUUAUUGUAGCUGCACAUACUUCAAAGUAAAGCACUACUAAAUAGCCAACAACUAUCAUGGUGCCCAUAUCAUGGUGGUUUGACUUAGUAAAAUCAGUUAUGACUCUUAAUUUGGAGAGUGUAUGAGUACUUAAUUAGGCUACUAUAUAUAUAUAUAUAUAUAUAUAUAUAUAUAUAUAAUGUCAGGUUAGUGUUGCUGCUGUAUGUCAAUUGUCUUGUGUAAUUAUUUCACUGUUUAAACUAAUGGCUGAAAAGCAUAGGUUAUUUAAAGGGGACCUAUUAUGUCCCUUUUUACAAGAUAAGUCUCAGGUGUCCCAGACUGUGAAGUUUCAGCUCAAAAUACCACACUGACUGACAAUUUAUUAUUCCAUGUUGUAAAUGCCCUUUUUUUGAGUGAAAAAAUCAUGCUGUUUUCGUUCAUGUAUGUUUAAAUGCAAAUAGUAUCUUUAGUUCCAUCUUCCCUCAUACCUUUGCACCGGAGACUUCUUGGAAAAAUGCAGUAACAACUUGAAAUACGAAAGAUAUAAGUUAAGAAUUAUACUAAUAAUGUUUACGUAUAUACACAGUCAGGUUCUUUUGGUAACAUUAUUGAUUAUUUUCAUGAUAACGGUAUUGGACUGGUGAGAGUUAUUUAAGUGUAAUGGACAGCUGAAAGUAUCCACAUAUACUCAGAAUGAUUAAUGUGUCAAGAUUUUAGAUCAUUUUACAUACCAUUCUAUUUUGAACUGCACUGAUGCAUUAUAUUACGAUUCUAAAAUAUGUAAGAAAUAGAAAAAAACGAAAGUAUAGAAUACAUAUUCAUUCAUUUAGUGUUAUUCUCUGAGAAUUUAUUAGGUUUAUUUAAUUUGAUACUGCUAUGACUAAUUGUGAGUAUACUGUUUAUAUUCUCUGUAUAUUUCUGUGAUGCGACAUUCUUGUUCUGCAAUAAAAAAGACAAACCAUGA